ACGCCGUCGUGUAGAUCUCAGCUGAGGCGCACUCAGUGGUUAGUUAGUUAGUCACAGUCACCGUCACCGUCACCUUGAGUUGAUUCAGUUUCAACUUAGUUUCGGUCACAUACUUAUUUUUUUGGCGAUUUACUCGCUAACAUUACGAACAUUGAGUGACUGGACAACGGGCGCUCGUCGCACUUUGGACCUUCCAGCAUGGCGCUGUCUUUGUCGUCCCCGUGUGAAUGCCCCUUCGAUGAGGAGGAGGACAUGGCUGUGUUUGAGUCGACAGCAGCGGAGCAUGGAGGCCUGGCCAGACCACGUCUACCUGAGAUCUCUGUCAUUUCCCCCGGCCUCGACCCCCGGCCGUGCUUUGCCGAACCGAAACUAGCAGUGAAACCUGGAUUGGUCAGACAAGGAAGUGGUGGUGAAGGAAAUGCUGAGAGGGUGAAAGUCUUCCUGCGCAUCCGACCACUUACUGAUCUGGAGAGAGAGAGGGGAGAAGCACAGGGUUGCGUGGCCGUCCAAGAUGGAGAGACCCUGCUGCUCAAAGCUCCAAAGGAGUCUCAGAACAUGAGGACUGCAGAGAGGGGCAUCACCCAGAGCAUGCACAAGUUCAGUUUCUCCCAGAUCUUUGGACCCGACACCACGCAACAGCAGUUUUAUGAGUUCACAAUGAAAAAGAUGGUGAAAGACGUGCUUCAAGGAGAAAAUCGACUCCUCUACACUUACGGUGUCACUAAUUCUGGAAAGACAUACACCAUCCAGGGCAGUGGUCGAGAGGCCGGCCUCCUGCCCCGAGCGUUGGCGUCUCUGUUCAGGAAGCUGCAGGGUCGUCUUUAUGGUGCCAUGGACCUAAAGCCUGUCAUGUAUCAGGAUGUGAGACAGCUUGAGCCCAGUGAGGUCAGGGUGGAGGAAAUCCGCAGAAACUCUCUGCUCAAAGAGGAUGAGAAUUUGACUUCUCGUCGAGGUGUUACCACGACAACUGUGGACAGCGGCAUUGGAGGACUCUCCUCUUCAAGUUAUAUUGCCAGCCAGCUGGAAGACUCUGACAGCGUUUGUCUGGAGCCCGACAGCCUUUCACACACCGGAGGAGAAGACCUGGAGGAAGGGGUGCAGUUCUCUAUUUGGGUUUCCUUUUAUGAGAUCUACAAUGAGUUCCUGUAUGAUCUGCUGGACGUGUCGCCCUCCCAGCAGCCCAGAAAAAGAGCCACACUGCGGCUCAGUGACGACAAGCAGGGCAACCCUUAUGUGAAAGACCUGACCUGGAUCCAGGUCCGCAGUGCAGAGGAAGCGUGGAGGAUUCUAAGGGCCGGACGUCGUAACCAGAGCUUCGCCAGCACUCACUUGAACCAAAACUCUAGCCGCAGCCACAGCAUCUUCUCUAUCCGUGUCCUGCACGUCCGCCCAGAGGAAGAUCCGGGCCAGACUAUGCAGAUCAGCGAACUGACCGUAUGUGACCUGGCUGGGUCUGAACGCUGCAAAGAGCAGCGUAAUGGUGAGAGGAUGAAGGAGGCCAACAACAUCAACACUUCCCUCUUAACACUCGGGCGCUGUAUUGCUGCCCUGAGGCACAACCAGACCAACAAAUCACGACCCCCUCAAGUGGUGCCCUUCAGGGAGAGUAAACUGACCCGGGUGCUGCAGGGUUUCUUCUGUGGCCGAGGAAUGUCCAGCAUGGUGGUCAACCUCAAUCCUUGUGCCUCCAUCUAUGACGAGACCCUUCAAGCUCUCAAAUUCUCUGCUAUCGCCACCCAACUGGUUCACGGCCCAUCCACAAAGACCAGAGUCGCCUACAUCCUGUCUCUACUGCGCGAGCCAACAGGAUACAGUAACGAAAGCACAGUGCUGGAAGAAGAAGAGGACGAGAGUGAUGCUGAAGACGGAGAUAUCACCAUGUUAAAUACUGAGUCUUUACUGCAGGCCAUCGAUGUCCUGAAGCGAGAGGUGCAGCGGCAACGGGAAGAGAAAGAGGUUCUUGAAACAAAUGUGAGGGAGCAGGUGGUCUCGGAGAUGAUGGAGGUCAUCUCUGGAAUGCAAGACGGCUUCAGUGAGACCUUGGAGGCGGAGAGGGCUCUAAUUGAAGAGAGAUAUGAAGACAAGAUUACUAACCUGCGUAAACAUUUGAAGAAAUUCUACAGUGAGGAGCUGAAGGAGCGUGAUCAGGAUAUCGAGGCUCUGUCUGCUGCCCUUGAAAAGUACAAAGAAACCGAGUCAGUCCCCACACCUGCGCCACAGGAAGAUGGGCCUCGACGCUCCGUGCGCCUCAGCACUCAGCAGACAGAAGUUUGCAGACUGCGAGCCGACCUCGACCAGUGCCGCGCUGAGCUGUUCACCAAGACACAAGAGCUGACAAAGCUUAAGAUGCAGCUUGAGGUGCCGGGUUCGACUGGCAACCUCACUGGUGCUGCUGACCGCAAGCUUGAGGAAGGUCAACGGAACCUGCGUCAGCUGCGUCUGGGUUUGCAGAAGCUGGGGGCGGACCUUCAGUCUGGUGAGAGAGCCUGCUGCCGCAACACGGGGGGAGAGCGGCUGCGCCAGGCGUUGAACACUGCAGAUGAGACAAUUGCCAAACAGGGCCAGAUCCUGGUGGAGCUCCAGAACGGCCUGAUGCUAGUCAAAGCGGACUUGAGGCGGAAAGCAGAUGCGCUGGCCCAGAUGCACACCACCAAUCCUCAGCUGCCCCCGUGUGGCUUCUCUGCCUCCACCACACCAGGUUCCUGUAAGAAGAGGGGCUGUGCAGCCACCGUGGCGAUCGAUGCCGAAAACCGACCUCCACAAAAACGUCCCUUUUUCCAGUCUCUGUUCCCACCACGCACCCCAACACGUAAAUACAACUCGCGCGCAGUAGAAGACGAGAACAUGACCCCCUACUCGCGAAUCUUGCGGUCUCGUCAGCAUUCCCCACCUCCCAGCCCCGUCCCCACCCCCCGUGGUCACAGGGGGAAGUACUGAGAUGUUUAGAGCUUCAGAGAGAAUGUCCUUUUUUAUAUUAUGCAAAAACUAGUCAUACAUGGUGGUAACUUUAUAGUAUUUUUAUAUAUAUAUUCACUGUUUGCAGUGCAGUUAACACUGUUCGGAUGCCAAAUAGUCAUGUUCAUGCCAGUAAAACAGUUGCUUUAAAAGCGGUUGCAGAAUAGUACUAAGGAUAUUGAGGUUUCCAUGAGCAAUAUGAUGGUUGUGGACUGUAUGGUUAUAGCACGUGAUAAAUUUGCCUUCCCUGCCUCUGCGACUCCUCCACAUGCCUAAGCUGAAAGUACCUGUGUUUUUCCACAAUGACAUUGCUUAGAGCUGUCAGGAAAAAAAUGCUUUUUUACUAACGGUUUGAAUUUUUUGCACUGUUAAUAUCUGCAUUUAAUUCACUGCAGUAUUUCCAUAUCUGCAAAGAAAUUCUUCCAUAGUUUUGUGAUUUAUCUACACUAUUUAGUAUUUACAUAUUAUCAGUAUUGUUAAGGCAUGACGUGUCAAGCAUGAUGUGAUUGUGUGUGUCCGUGUUCUACAUGUUGUGUGUAUAUGAUCAAGGUGUCCCUUCUGUCUUUGCUCUGAAGUUUCCUUUUUGUGCUUUUACAUUGUUACUGAGUCAUUAAAUUAUAUUCAAAAAGUCCAAAA
Molecule: messenger RNA, 3591 nt
Organism: Scophthalmus maximus (turbot)
Lineage: Eukaryota; Metazoa; Chordata; Actinopteri; Pleuronectiformes; Scophthalmidae
Gene: kif20a
Product: kinesin family member 20A
Exons: 19
Coding region: 199-2937 (912 amino acids)
Biological process (GO): mitotic spindle assembly; microtubule-based movement
Cellular component (GO): nucleus; spindle microtubule
Molecular function (GO): ATP binding; plus-end-directed microtubule motor activity; microtubule binding
Source: RefSeq, a predicted model, not a curated record